Messenger RNA from Triticum turgidum subsp. durum (durum wheat), 1446 nucleotides. NCBI's taxonomy places the organism in Eukaryota, Viridiplantae, Streptophyta, Magnoliopsida, Poales, Poaceae. The record is from the annotation of a GenBank genome assembly.
AUGGGCGACUACGGGAACGCGAUGAUGCGGAACCAGGACGCGGGCGUGCAGUCCCGCGUGAAGGCGCAGAGCCGCGCCAACCUCCUCCAGCUCAAGCUCAUCGGGCAGAGCCAUCCGACGGGGCUGACGACGAACCUGCUGAAGCUGUUCGAGCCACGGCCACCGCUCGAGCACAAGCCGCCGCUCGAGAAGCGCAAGUUGCCGGCUUACUCUGGAAUGUCGCAGUUUGUAUCGAGGUUCGCAGAGCCUGGUGACCCCGAGUAUGCUCCGCCUGUCCCCACAUGCGAGACUAGGGCUGAAAAGAAGGAUAGAAUCCGUCAACUUAAGCUUGAGGAAGGUGCAGCUAAGGUUGCUGAAGAGCUCCAGAAGUAUGACCCACAAAAUGACCCCAAUGUCACUGGAGAUCCAUACAAAACACUCUUUGUUGCACGACUUGGCUACGAGACAUCCGAGCAGAAGGUUAAAAGGGACUUUGAAGCUUAUGGGCCUAUUAAAAGGGUACGGCUCGUAACCGACAAGGUAACAAAUAAACCUAGAGGAUAUGCAUUCGUAGAGUAUGCACACACUCGGGACAUGAAAAGUGCUUAUAAGCAAGCUGAUGGGAGAAAAGUGGAUAACAAAAGGGUGCUUGUUGACGUAGAGCGUGGUAGAACUGUUCCAAAUUGGCGUCCUAGGAGAUUGGGUGGUGGACUUGGAUCAAGCAGGAUUGGUGGUGAAGAUGCUGCCCAGAAGCAUUCUGCUAGAGAGCAACAGAACGCUGCUGGGCGACCCAGAUCAGAAGAGCCUAGGAGGGAUGAUCGUCCUGCAGAUCGGGAUCGUGAGAAAUCUCGUGAUAGGGUACGGGAAAGAGAUCGUGACGAGAAAACUCGUGAACGCUCACAUGACAGGACCCGUGAUCGUGAUCCAAGGGAAGAUAGGCACCACCAUAGAGAUCGUGAGAGAACUCGUGAUAGGGACCGAGAACGGGACCAGGAGAGAGACCGUGGGCGUGACCGGCGUGAUAGGGAUAGGCACAAGGAUCAUGGCCGGGAUAGAGACCAGGAUAGAGACAGGAAACGUGAGCGCUCUCAUGGCAGGGGCAGAGACCGUGACAGAGAUUACGAGCGUGCAAGUCACGAACAGGACCCUGGCAGGGACCGAGAUUACAAGCGUGCGCGCCAUGAACAUGAUCGUGGUCACUUGCAGGAGAGUGAUGCUGAUUAUGGUAAUGGUGAGCUUGGCUAUAACCAGCAUGAGCACCACAGAAGUCACGAACAGUAUGGUUAUGGCCUAGAUGGACAUGAGCGCUCAAAGCGACAUGAGCAUUACCGGGAUGAUCCACACAGUAAAAUGGCAACCAACCAUCAGGGACAACCUGAAAAUGCAGAACCUGCAGUCCCUGAGGAAGGGGAGGCAUAUGAAGAAGGGGACUACCAGCAUAUCCAAGCGAGUGAAUACAGGAAUUAA